AUGAAAAAUCUUCACGAACGUACAUCACGUCUUGCAGCAUUAGCUACCGUUAUCAAUUCUAUAAGAGUUAUCGCUUCCCAUGGCUCUCAAAAUACCUCGCCGGAGAAUGUGACGGUAACAUUGGGUGACAAAAACUCGACCUCAAGCAUUUGCGUAGAUUGCUUAUACUACGAUUAUGGAUACUUUUAUUUGCAUUUAAUUGUUUAUGUUAUAAUCUUUCUAAUAACUGCUUUUGGGCUUAUUGUUGUUUGCUGUGCGGAAAGUCCUGCUCUUUUAAAAAUUUAUUCUACACUAUUUUAUGUUGUUGUAAUAGGACAAAUUCUAUUUUAUAUAUUUUUGAUCAUUAUUACCGCUGCAUAUAAACAAAAAAUUAUUGAUUCUUGUAAGAAUAAUGAUAAUACUAGAGAAAAUGAUUGUAAUACUGCAUAUAAUAUUGCUGCGAUAACAAACCUUGUGGGUUAUGGAAUAUCAGCCAUUAUCUCGAUUCAUUUUGCCUCAGUUAUUCGUGAAUAUUCUAUAAGACGUAAAGCUGAAGAGGAUAAUCCUGAUAUUUCUAAAUAG
Molecule: messenger RNA, 561 nt
Organism: Cetraspora pellucida
Lineage: Eukaryota; Fungi; Glomeromycota; Glomeromycetes; Diversisporales; Gigasporaceae
Source: the annotation of a GenBank genome assembly